GGUCACACUAGCAAAUCACCCAAAAGAAAGUUUUGUUUAUUAUUUGUGGCCCCCAUUUCUCCUGCUGGAAUAAUGCUAAAUGCCAAGAUUGGCAAGGUCGGCAAGGUGCUGGUGUGCGGGAUGAAGGGCGUGGGCAAGACGGCGCUGAUCGAGCAGCUGGUCUACGGCCACGUCAAUCCGGAAACGGAACUGCACCCCACCAUUGAGGACAUCUACGUGGCCAGUGUGGACACGGGCAGGGGUGGAGCCCGGGAGACGUUGCGCAUCUACGACACUGCCGGUCUGCAGGGUGAGCAGCAGCAGCUACCACGCCACUACCUCCAGUUCCCGGACGCCUUUGUCCUGGUCUACGAUCCCAUGGAUCCGCGCAGCCUGGACAUGCUGGCCGACAUCAAGACGGACAUCGAGAAGCACAAGGAGAAAAAGGAGAUUCCCGUCGUGGUGCUGGCCAACGUGCGCGCUCGUGCCGCGCCCAAUCCGGUCGAGAAGGUCAUGGACCGCGCCAACAUCUGGUGCCAGCGGGAACGCAUCAAGCACUACACGGUGAAUGCCAUGGAGCGGCCUUCCCUCUACGAGCCCUUCACCUCGCUGUGCGCUCGGCUGCAUCCCGCGCAGACGAAGAGCACCUUCCCCCAGCUGCGGCAGGUCAUGCAGAACCGGCAGAAGAGCGAGGCAUGAUGACCUGAUGACCACGAAGUUUUAGUCUAGUUUUAUUUUAUUGUGGGUGUCUCUGAAACCUCUGAGAAUUUUUAAAAAUGCACUGAAGUAUCAGUGCCUCAGAAUGUUUAAACCUUUUGUUCAGAGUGCACAAGAAGAUUAGGAGAUUUCUCUGACACCCAACCGUACUCAUGUGAAUCAGUUUAGUGUCUACUUGCCUUGUAUCUACCGCUGAGCUUUAAUUAGGGCCAGAGCCCGAGCCACUUGUACUUAUGUCUAUCUGUUUGUGAGUGUCCAAUUGUAUCUAGUAUUUAUUGUAUCUAAAUGUCUCAUCUCAUGGGUA
Drosophila subpulchrella is the source of this 1000-nucleotide messenger RNA. RefSeq names its product NF-kappa-B inhibitor-interacting Ras-like protein (gene kappaB-Ras). The record is from RefSeq and is a predicted model, not a curated record. The coding region runs from base 73 to 678 and encodes 201 amino acids. Gene Ontology annotation, biological process: canonical NF-kappaB signal transduction. The transcript has 2 exons. Gene Ontology annotation, molecular function: GTP binding; GTPase activity. NCBI's taxonomy places the organism in Eukaryota, Metazoa, Arthropoda, Insecta, Diptera, Drosophilidae.